Messenger RNA from Penicillium verrucosum, 1275 nucleotides. Its product is annotated as putative zinc metallopeptidase. Gene Ontology annotation, molecular function: hydrolase activity. The record is from RefSeq and is a predicted model, not a curated record. The coding region runs from base 1 to 1275 and encodes 424 amino acids. Lineage: Eukaryota; Fungi; Ascomycota; Eurotiomycetes; Eurotiales; Aspergillaceae. The transcript is spliced from 2 exons.
AUGCAAGUAAAAGAAGACAAGGGUAAUGACCUGGCCAACGUCAUCAAUUGCUACAGGCCAGAUCUAAAGCCCUUCGAAGAUGUCUACCGGCACAUCCACAUCAACCCCGAAUUAUCAGGCCAAGAAGAACAAACAGCAAAGCUAGCAUCCGACCACCUCAAAACCCUCAGCUUCGAAGUCCACACAAAGAUCGGUGGUCAUGGUGUGGCAGGCGUCCUACGUAAUGGCACCGGCCCAACAAUCCUCCUACGGGCGGAUAUGGACGCAUUACCCGUAGAAGAACAAACCGGUCUACCAUACGCAAGCACCCGACACGUCAAAGAUGAAACCGGAGCCGACAAGCCCGUGAUGCAUGCCUGCGGACACGACUCCCACGUCGCCACGCUAAUGGCAACCGCGACGCUCCUGCAAGGUGCGCGCGAGCACUGGUCCGGAACAUUGAUCUGUAUUUUCCAGCCCGCCGAGGAAAACCUCGACGGUGCAAAGGCAAUGCUGGAUGAUGGGCUAUACGACAAGAUCCCUAAGCCGGAGCUUGUGCUCGCACAGCAUGUAACACGCAUGCGUAUGGGUACAGUUGGUCUCCGCGCUGGUCCGCUGAUGACUGCCGCUGAUUCCUUCAACGUCCGCAUCUUUGGGCGUGGAGGUCAUGGGUCCGCACCCCAUACGACUAUCGAUCCAAUUGUCGUUGGUGCGUCGAUUGUUAUGCGACUACAGACUAUCGUUUCGCGAGAAGUCGCGCCUGGGAAGUUGGCUGUUGUUACCUGUGGAAGUAUUCAUGCUGGACAAUCGCCGAAUAUCAUCCCGGCGUAUUUGGAUCUGCAAUUGAAUGUGCGGACUUAUGAUGCGGAGGUGCGGAAGCGCGUGUGCGCUUCUAUCCAUCGCAUCAUCGAGAAUGAAUGUCUGGCUGCGGGGAUAGAGCAGAAACCCGAGGUCAAGCUUACUUAUUCAACGCCGUCGACUAUUAAUGAUGGGAAGACUGUUGAUGCUCUUCGUGAGACUUUCGGUCCAUACUUUGGUGAUCGGUUGGUUGAAAUGGAGCCCGCGACUGCUAGUGAGGACUUUUCUUUGCUCGCAACUGCUGUGGGCGCACCUUAUGCUAUGUGGAUGUUUGGUGGAACUGAUUCUGAGAUUUGGGAUGAUGCUGUUGCCAAGGGGACUGUUGAUGAGCUACCUAGUAACCAUUCGCCGUUCUAUGCACCAGUUAUCCAGCCGACAUUGUGUACAGGUGUGGAUGCUAUGGCACUCGGGGCAUUGACUUUCUUAAACCAAAAAUGA